AUGUCAAAAUUUAUGGUUAUAUUAAUAUUCAAUGACAUUAAUUCCCAUUUGAAUCCCUAUAAAAGCCCUUGUGUUGCCAUCGCUCUACUUAGUCAAGCAUUCAAUAUGAAGAUCAUCGGAGUUCUUAGCAUCCUGCUUUCCUGUGCGAUCCUGGGAUAUGGAACAAACUCUGUUUCACUCCUUGAACCCAAUUGCGGAAUUUCGAUUUCAUCAUCGCGUAAUGGAACGCUCAGAAUAAUUGGAGGCAAAAUAGCCGAUAUGUAUGGAAAUCCAUGGAUGGCAUAUAUCAGCAGCUCCUUGGGGGCGUGUGGCGGCUCCCUUAUUACAAACCGUAAGUCAGCUUUGUGCUCAGUGCUGCUCAUUGCAUCAGUGAACCUCCAGCUCCAACCCAUACCGAAUAAACUGACUCCCUUCUUCAUAGACUUUAUCAGGCCCAUCUGUCUGCCAACCAACUUUAGUCCCUUGGAUCAGACAACGCAUCUGACUACCACUGGCUGGGGUAAAACGGAAUACGGAGUUCCGAGCAGUGUACUGAAGACCACCACCUUGACGCAAUAUGAUCGCUGGGCUUGCUCCUCCAGAUACCACAGCAACGUGGAUACAUCUCAGAUCUGUGCCGGAUCCCCGAGCUCCAGUAGUUGCAACGGAGAUUCGGGAGGUCCCAUCACAACCGUUUAUCCCAUCAACGGCAGAAAUCGCGUCAUUCAACUGGGAACUGUCAGUUAUGGAGAUAUAUACUGCCAAUCGCUGGGGGUCUAUACGAAUGUGAUUCACUAUAUGGCCUGGAUCGGGACUACCAUUCAACAGGGAGGAGAUCAACACACACCAGCACCAACCCAGAGCCCGUCACACAGUAAUAAUAAUAAUCCUAAUUACCCUCUUCCUUCUCCUCCUAGUUUCCCUCUUCCUCCUCCUCCAAGUUACCCUAUUCCCUAUCCUCCUAAUUACCGUCCCCCCUCUUACGGUAUUCCCUAUCCUCCCAAUUACAAUAUUCCCAAUGGCAAUUAUCCCAAUUAUAAUUAUCCAAAUGGAAUUUAUGGUUAAUUUAGAACAAACUGUAAUCGAAUAUCUACAAAUGAAUUGAUUUAAAAUUAUUUAAACUGUUUGCCAUCUUUAAAAGUAGAUGUUUUGAUUUCGAGGGUCCGAAAUCCGUUAUAAUACAAAACAAGGAUUUUCUUGUGAAUGUUUUAUCUAUAUUGGGAACUGAGAAAUCAAGAAGCAAUCUUUAAACUUAUUCGAAUGACAAUCUACCCGUUUGCAGGACUACUGUUACUCUGGAGGAGAAAAUCCCAAGAAUGAUAUGUAGCUGUGUCACGGCUGUCUAGGAUGGUUUCCCUUUCGUGUAAUCCAUAACCAAAUUCUAGCCUUAAGUUUAAACCAAAUUCCUUGCAGACUUUAUCAAGCCAAUUUUUUUACUUUAAUGAUCAUUCUGGUUGCCGUUCAAAGGUCAAGCCAAUCUUAAAUAUUUUUCCAAAGAAACUAAAUUCAAUUUGAAUGGCUUCAGCGGACUCUCGAUUCUGAGAAAUUAUACAGUAUCUUAAUAACUGUCAAAUUGAUGAUUAUAUUUAUAUUUAAAGACAUUAAUUUCCAUUUUAAUCCGAGGCCUCAAAACUUAUAAAAUCUAUUGUGUUGCCAUCGCUCUACUUAGUCAAUCCUUCAAUAUGAAGAUCAUCGGAGUUCUCAGCAUCCUGCUGUUCUGUGCGAUCCUCGGAUAUGGAAAAAAAUCUGUUUCAUUUCUGGAACCCAAUUGCGGACUUUCGAUUUCAUCGGGUAAGGCAACUGCCAGAAUAGUCGGAGGCGAAAUAGCCGAUAUGUAUGGAAAUCCAUGGAUGGCAUAUAUCAGGCACGACAGCUGGUGUGGCGGUUCCCUUAUCACAAACCGUAAGGCAAUCAAAACUAAACUGUAUCCCUAGGACACCAGCUAAUUAACUUGGUCUUUUUCCAGGCUUUGUGCUCAGUGCUGCUCAUUGCAUCACUGGUUAUCCAGCGUAAGUAAUUUCAGCAAGGGAGCUCCUGGGUUAAGCUCAAUUUAUUAUACUUUUGUAGGACGGUUUACUUGGGCCAAUUCGAUAUGUCUCGCAGCACUCCAAAUGGCAUUCAAGUUCCCGUUGAUGCACAAAUACGUCAUCCGCACUACUCAAAACCAAGAGGAUACAAAAAUGAUAUAGCCUUGUUUCAGCUGGCCAGGACAGUGCAAUACACAGGUAGGUAAACAUGUAUUUAAUAAGCCAUACCGAAUAAACUGACUCCCUUCUUCAUAGACUUUAUCAGGCCCAUCUGUCUGCCAACCAACUUUAGUCCCUUGGAUCAGACAACGCAUCUGACU
Molecule: messenger RNA, 2326 nt
Organism: Drosophila kikkawai
Lineage: Eukaryota; Metazoa; Arthropoda; Insecta; Diptera; Drosophilidae
Source: RefSeq, a predicted model, not a curated record